Messenger RNA from Colletotrichum scovillei, 1600 nucleotides. RefSeq lists its product as uncharacterized. Lineage: Eukaryota; Fungi; Ascomycota; Sordariomycetes; Glomerellales; Glomerellaceae. The transcript is spliced from 3 exons. The coding region runs from base 275 to 1201 and encodes 308 amino acids. The record is from RefSeq and is a predicted model, not a curated record.
GCUUUCCGAAAGCCGGACUGCGCCGCAUCUUCAACCUCGCGAUUCGAAACCCACAGGACAUUGGGAGCUUGAGGCCGGCCAUCACUCGACACUUCUCUCUUUCUCUCGUCGCGGUCCAUCUGUCGGAGGGUACGGCGCCUUCAGAAAAGCGACACCGAACCCCAACCUCGAUAACCUCACCCUCACACGUCGCACCUCGAUCGCCGAUCCGACUCCGACCUCGAUCCCAACGCACCUCACGCUCCCCGCUCGUCAGAGCAAGCGUCUCCCGAAAAUGAGGUCUACAGCAACGCGGCUCCAGCAGUCAAUGCUAUCCCGUGUAGUCUCAGAAUACUCCCGCGAAGCAAAACCCGCCGCCGUCGCCGUCCCCAAAGCCGCCAAAGCUCCCCCAAAGGCCGGCCGCAGAUGGCCCCUAUCCAUUGACAACACGCAACUCCCAAACACAGUCUCGCUCAGUCCGCGGGAACUCUACAAGCGCAUCGGGAAAUGCCUCGCCUUUGGCUGCGACCCAGACCAGACCCAACGCGCGGCCAGUCUCCUAAGGACCAUCAACGACGAAUGGCGUAACAUACACGCAGUCUCGCAGGGCUUCCACGACCCCAAGAAUUCGGCGUACACUGUCCGACUGCGAGAUGGCGAACCGAGUCAUCGUCCAUGGCUGGGUAUAUCUCAAACGUCUACCUUGACCCAAGUCGCUGAGCAGUCAAUCGCCCGUUUUCUGGACCGCAUUCUCGAGACUGCAGAUCCUCAAGAUAGAUUAGAGUGGGAGCGUCUUCGCGACAACCAAACCUUCAACGAGACCCUGACAACCAUGUACUGCCAAAACGGAGCGUCACCGCAAACCAUGGCCUCCCCGACACUCUCGCUCGAGCCCCAAGUUAUCAGCGCAUAUACAAGGUUGCUGUCAAACGAUUACGAAGAAAGGUCCACCUUCCGUUUCAAGGUUGUGAUCUAUUCACACAAGCACUUCACCAAAUUAGCCGACCUGAAGAUAAAGCUGAAGACCUUGACCCAUGACAAAAAGCCGCUGCCCUGGCUCAGCCGUGAACUGAAGCGGGUGGCUGACUUGACCAGCACCGACGCGCAGCGCAACGACGCACAUGGACUUGCAAGAUAUAUCGCGAAAACGGUCACCAUCCUGGAACUGGGCACAUGGAGAAGACCAGACGCUAAGGAGGACUUUGGCAGCGCCGCCCCCUAACGAGAUAUGAGUAUGAGAUGUGCACAAAUACUUCUUACGGCACUGGGUACUAUCGCCAUCGGACCAAAGACUCGAGCAGAAUCCGUGGUCGAGAGCCGGAAACCCGAGACGGAAAGAGCGAAAGUCGCUCGUGUAAGUCGAGCGAGGCGAGAAGACGCAUGGUUUUUUGGUUCAAUUUAAUCAGUUACAGGCGAGUCGAGGCGAAAGCGGUCCUCUUGCCGAGGAAAUUAACCCCGCCAUUCGAGCGUGCCCCUCCGCUAGACAGAAUGACGGGCGACAGCUUGAUGGCUGAAGGGAGCUUGAGGCCAUUCGACCCUACGGGCGACGCAUGAGAUACUCAAGCAUCUGCCGAAUAGACGAUAGAAAGCACGCCGCCGGAACAUAUCCCUAGCAUUGGCC